Molecule: messenger RNA, 921 nt
Organism: Gigantopelta aegis
Lineage: Eukaryota; Metazoa; Mollusca; Gastropoda; Neomphalida; Peltospiridae
Exons: 1
Coding region: 1-921 (306 amino acids)
Source: RefSeq, a predicted model, not a curated record
AUGGUGGGCCCGUCAGAGGUGGACGUGCCUGCACUACAACAGAUGGCCCGUUUUCUAAACGAGCCAUCUGAGCAGUUUACGCUGAAUCCAGUGUUGAGUGUAGCAGCGCUCAUUCACUGGAGGGCGUUGCUUCACGCGGUGACUUUGUUGUCCCUUGAGGACCGCCGUUGGUUUAUGGGAUGGUCGGCUACGGGGGUGGAUAUUCCUCGGAAUAAGUAUAUCCCGGCGGGGGAAGAGACUUCUCAAGAUGACGCCCCGGGAAAGUUAGUGAUAACGGGGAGUGGGGAGUCGUUGCCAGCGGAGGACAAGGGUCGGAUGGUUUCAGGGGGAGCAGAGCCCGGUGAGAGCUGGACUGCUUCGCCUGUGCCAUCAGUAGUGGGGAGGGAUACUCUCCAAGGGGUGGAUGCCCAUUUUCACCCGAAGUCUUUUGCCCGGGUCAUGAAACUGGGCACAGCUCCUAGUUUGGAGCAAGUGGUACAGUACCACUACCCACACCGUAUUCCAUGCCCAGCUAUUGAUGUGAUAGGUGGGAUGUCCGUGCAUAUCGAGCCGGGUCACUUUCCACCUAUGGUGGAAUGUUACCCGGCCUGGAAGGUGGUAGUAGGGAUUCAUCCCCGGUUCGCCACCAUGGUCCAAGACGCAGAGAGGGGAUGGGUGGAGAAGAUGGCCACUAAGAAUGGGGUGACCAUCUUCGUUGGUUUAGAUUUUUCUACCGACGUGGGGACGUGGAGGGCCCAGGAGUUGUUGAUGAAAGCACUCCUGGAGGCCAGCAAGCCGUCCACGCCUGUAGUGACGAGUUUUGUAGGAGGGAGUUGGGAGUCGUGGCCCUCUAGCGGCCGGUCUCCUUCUCCUCCAGGAGAGGUGCCCCCGUUCCCAAAAAAUACACUUAACCUCCUUCGACGGGGGGUGCCAGGCGGUUAA